Thunnus maccoyii (southern bluefin tuna) is the source of this 2920-nucleotide messenger RNA. RefSeq names its product POU domain, class 5, transcription factor 3 (gene pou5f3). Gene Ontology annotation, molecular function: DNA-binding transcription factor activity, RNA polymerase II-specific; RNA polymerase II cis-regulatory region sequence-specific DNA binding. Gene Ontology annotation, biological process: regulation of transcription by RNA polymerase II. The record is from RefSeq and is a predicted model, not a curated record. Bases 379 to 1809 code for a protein of 476 amino acids. NCBI's taxonomy places the organism in Eukaryota, Metazoa, Chordata, Actinopteri, Scombriformes, Scombridae. The transcript is spliced from 5 exons.
CGAUCUCCAACACCCGCAGCUGUGAUUAGGAAAACCUGUGGAGCCGGGGCAGGAGAGUGGCAUUUGAGCUUGAAGGUGAGGUGUUAAAGACAGGACUUCAUGGAGUAAGCCGGAGGUGUAUUGGUGGUUAUGGUGCACCAAAACCGCAACUACUUAGGCCUACAUUUUUGCACAAUUUCUCCAAAAGAGGACUUUUUUCUGGACUGGCGCUGGUUUAUUUCUGGAGAGUUCCUUCAUCUCCCAUCCCUCUUUGGUUUGUGCGUCAACUUGAAACGGAUGAGCAGGUUUAAAAUCAACCACCGCCCAAGUAUUUUUAAAUAGCCAGUAAGUUAUUUUGCAGUUUUGGAUGCGCACGUAGGCCUUCACACCGUCCUCAAGAUGUCUGAGAGAUCGCAGAGUCCUGUUUCAGAGUGCCAAAGCCGGCCGUAUGACUUCAGCCGGGCCAACCAUUGCGCCCAGGUUUUGAGUCAGGAGAGUUUGGGCGGCGCUGCGUCAUUCCAGCUUCCUCACGGCAUGCUGCCAGACCCGAGCGUCCUCUACAACAAAACCGCUUACAGUGGCAUCACAUCGGCAUCCGCGCAGACCUUUUUCCCGUUCCCACCCGUCGCCAGUGACUACAGGGGAUCUGACCUACAGGCUGGGGAGUUUGGGCAACCCAAGCACUGGUAUCCCUUCGCUGCGCCCGAGUACACCGGCCAGGUACCCGGUGUAACAGCAGCCACCCAGCCCACAAACCUGAGUCCCCCCAUCGCCGAGACCCGGGAGCAAAUUAAAUUGCCCGAAAUAAAGACCGAGAAGGACACCGGGGAUGAUUACUCAACGGAGGUAAAGGUCCAGCAGUACCCGACACCGCCGACCUCCGCCGCCAUGCCCCAAGGAGUCUUCUACUCUACGGCCUGGAACCCGUCCUUCUGGCCCGGGAUCACCCAUAUCACACCACCCGGCAGCAAUAAUCAAAACCCCUCAACAUCCUCCGCAUCUUCCCCAUCUAUGUCCCCCUCACCCCCAAGCAGCGGGCUUCCAGGGAACGCGUUUUUCAGCGUGAACACAACCCAGGCUGCCACCGGGCCCCAGACGCAGAACCCGGCCUCCUCCACACGGAGCAGCGGGUCCUCCAGCGGAGGGUGCAGCGACUCCGAGGAGGAGAACCUUUCCACUGAAGAACUGGAGCAGUUUGCCAAGGAGCUGAAACACAAACGCAUCACCUUGGGUUUCACUCAAGCUGAUGUUGGCCUUGCCCUGGGUAACCUUUAUGGUAAGAUGUUCAGCCAGACGACGAUUUGCCGCUUUGAGGCUCUUCAGUUGAGCUUUAAGAACAUGUGCAAGCUGAAGCCCCUUCUCCAGAGAUGGCUGAAUGAGGCAGAGACCUCGGAAAAUCCCCAGGAUAUGUACAAAAUUGAGCGAGUAUUUGUCGACACCAGAAAGAGGAAGAGGAGGACCAGUCUUGAGGGAGCAGUGCGUUCUGCUCUGGAGUCCUACUUUGUCAAGUGUCCCAAGCCCAACACCCAGGAGAUCACACACAUCUCAGAUGACCUGGGCCUGGAGAGAGAUGUGGUACGUGUUUGGUUCUGCAACCGAAGACAGAAGGGAAAGCGCCUGGCCUUGCCCCUGGAUGAGGAAUGUGAUGGCCAGUACUACGAGCAGAGUCCAUCGCCUCUGAACAUGGCCCCCUCCCCCAUUCCCAGUCAGGGCUACCCUGCUUCCAGCUACCCCGGAGCUCCUCCUACACUCUACAUGCCCUCGCUUCAUCGGCCCGACGUCCUGAAGCAAGCCCUGCACCCUGGACUGGUUAGUCACCUGACUGGAUAGACACGCUCAAGUAGUCCCAGCCAGAACCACAGAUUGCCUUCCCAAGCACCUCUGUCCUACCCCAACUCAAGCUGGAGAAGAGCCUCUAAACCCAGUCACUCGAUCAUAUCGAUGGAUCGUGGGGUAGAAACAAUCCAAGUGAGAGGGCUCUUGUGGUGAUUGCGGUAGUGCAACGGAUUCUUACUGCGAUGCAGCUUCGCACCAACACCUGCUUUGACUUGAGGCUAAAACCGAGAGGAAAACCUCAACUGAAAGUGAAACGCCUUUCUUUUUGUGUUCUCUGAUAAUGCAUAGUAAGUUAUUCCAUAGGCUUUAAUCACAGCAGGUUUAAUACGAUAGCAAAGUUAAGAUUUGGUGCUACAGUAUAGUCCAGUUGUGGAAUGAGGAUGGGGGUUAUUGCAGGGUAGGUUUUCUGUGGUGCAGAUGAGGAAAGAUCUGGGUAAUCAAUGGUGUCAAAAUUCAAGGAAUGGCUCAGAAUCACCGAAAACAUGAACUUGACCCAGUUGAUUACAAAUUCAAUUACAGAGCUAUGGCUCAAUUUGUUGCUCCAAUUUUUGCAUCCAAAUGAUCUUUUUCAUGUAAAAGAAAUCAGAAAAUUAUCCACACUGUUCUGAAAUCUGGUCAGUACUACUGUUUCUCAUCACUCUGAAUACAGCAGUAUUAUCGUCUGAACUGUCUGUCAUUGAAAUGGAAUGUGCACAUUCUCUUAAGAUGCAUUUUCCAUUAGAUUUUGCACAAAGUGCCUUUUGUAAUGUUGAAUAUUAUAUCUUUUUAAAAAUAUGUGCCAUUUGUAUACUGAACCCAGAUUUUGUCCUAUUGUUAUCGACAACUUUAGCAAAUAUUUUCAGCAUCAGUUGGGGGGUGGUGAAAGUCUUUUUAAGAGAAUGUGACAAAUGUUUUGUUGUUCACAAGUGUCAUAGCUGCUAAUCUGCCAAUUUAUUGCACAAUGUCAACAUUUUCUCUUACUGUCUCAGGUGAAUGAUGGUGAGAUAAUGACUGACCUGACUUACUGUCAAGAGCCAAAUUGUAUUUCAACACCUCCAUUUUUGUUUUUAUUGUCAAGGGUUUUUAUGUUUAUGAAAUGUUGAAUAAGACACAAUACUAAAGUCAA